CCUGGUUGUGUGGUUAAUAUGGUCGACGAGUAUUAUACUUCACAAACAUGUGCCAAGUGCUUUGGCCGUUUUGAUCGACGCACGAAACGACAUCGGUUGCCAUGAUUGUCGGCCGCAAUUGGGAAAAGCAAUGCCAUCAAUGAUCGUGUGCAAGGUCAACAAACGAAAGAUGAGGGAAGAGAAGUUGAAAGUCUUUUUGCUCGAGAAAGAAGCGGAAGAGGGCAACGGAAAUCCAUCGGUUGGCAAUGAUGUCCCACAUCCAGAUCAACUAAACCCAGAUUUACUCCCAAAUAUAGCGAUCUACCACAAAAUAUGGCAUGUAAAUGGGGAUAGUAAAAUCGUGGAAUACGUGAAAUUGAAUUCAGCCGGUGAGAUGGAAGUUGUUGAGCUACGAGUACACAAGACGACAUGGCAUCGUGACAUAGCCGCUGCAAAAUGUAUCAUGAUCAAAGGACACUGUGACUUUUUUGGGAUUACGUUACCCGAAACAUUGCAGAUGCCAUCCAACCAGCAUCAUGCAUCGUCGUUCACGCCAUUCACAUUGAAUGAUUGAAAAAUUAAAAUAUAACAUUAUGUUAUUUCCGCUAUGCCUGAUUGUUGUUGUAUAGUAGGCCAGAAUUUACCCAUUAACUGGCCAGAAAUACCCAUGUAAGUAAAUGAUUUGUUUUUCAAUUGAAAUAAGAGUAUUGAAUGUAUUGAUGUUAACGUUAUGGAAUUUUUCUCCAUUCAUUCCAUGCACAAUUGGAUCACUAUGACGGUUACUUCUACGGUUAAAUCUAUCCCCGUAUUCAACCUUGGAUAUGUGCCUGGAAUCGGAUGGAUUUGGGUUGAUAAUUGUUAGAUGGGUAAGAUGGAUUUAUGCAUAAAACUUGAA
Messenger RNA from Sitodiplosis mosellana (orange wheat blossom midge), 874 nucleotides. RefSeq lists its product as uncharacterized. The record is from RefSeq and is a predicted model, not a curated record. Lineage: Eukaryota; Metazoa; Arthropoda; Insecta; Diptera; Cecidomyiidae. The coding region runs from base 131 to 553 and encodes 140 amino acids. The transcript has 2 exons.